Debaryomyces fabryi is the source of this 2229-nucleotide messenger RNA. It is a transcript of the gene APL2, whose product is annotated as Apl2p. Lineage: Eukaryota; Fungi; Ascomycota; Pichiomycetes; Serinales; Debaryomycetaceae. The record is from RefSeq and is a predicted model, not a curated record. Gene Ontology annotation, biological process: intracellular protein transport; vesicle-mediated transport. Gene Ontology annotation, cellular component: membrane coat. Gene Ontology annotation, molecular function: clathrin binding. The transcript has a single exon. Bases 1 to 2229 code for a protein of 742 amino acids.
AUGUCAUUAGAAAAAAAGAUUCGGAAUUUCUUGCAAGGUCCAAGAAAGGGGGAAACUUUUGAAUUAAAGAAUGGAUUGGUUUCCCAAUACAGGGGUGAGCGAAAGGAUGCUAUUCAACGUGUAAUCCAAGCCAUGACAGUUGGUAAAGAUGUUUCAGCAUUAUUUCCUGACGUGUUAAAAAACAUAGCAACAUACGACUUAGAGCAGAAGAAAUUGGUCUAUUUGUACCUUAUGAAUUACGCAAAGACCCACCCUGAGUUAUGUAUAUUAGCUGUGAAUACAUUUGUUCAGGACACGGAAGAUCCAAAUCCCUUAAUCAGAGCAUUAGCUAUACGUACUAUGGGAUGCAUUAGAGUGGCCAAGAUGGUUGAUUAUAUGGAAAUUCCGUUACUGAGGACAUUAAAGGAUGAUAAUCCAUAUGUGAGAAAGACUGCGGCUAUAUGUGUAGCGAAACUCUUUGACUUGAAUUCGGAAAUGUGUAUUGAAUUUGGCUUUUUAAAUGAGUUGACCAAGUUGAUCAAAGAUCCCAAUCCAAUGGUUGUCGCUAAUGCCUUGAAUGCAUUAUUCGAAAUAAAAGAUAUGAAUACCGAUCCAGAUUUAGAAAUCAUCGAAGUUAACAAGGGAAUGGUUAGUAAUUUGUUGAUGUGCUUGAAUGAAUGCACGGAAUGGGGUAGAAUAACUAUAUUAACAACCUUGAAUGAUUAUAAAUCGGAGUCAUCAGAUGAGGCAAAUCAUAUUAUUGAAAGAAUUAUACCACAAUUACAACAUGUCAAUCCUUCAGUCGUAUUAUCCUCGAUCAAGGCGAUUAUCAACCAAUUGGACUCGAUUUCAGUAACUGCUCAAAGGGCUUCGAUUUUGAAAAAGUUGUCUGCUCCUUUGGUAUCAUUAGUUUCGUCCUCAAUCCCUGAAGCGCAAUAUGUUGGUUUGAAAAACAUUAGGAUUAUCUUAGAAAAAUAUCCACAGAUUUUAUCUAAAGAGCUUCGUGUAUUCUUCAUUAAGUAUUCUGACCCAUUAUACUUAAAAUUAGAGAAGUUGGAAAUUAUGGUGAGAUUAGCCAACGAUAGUAACAGUACUUUAUUAUUAGGAGAAUUAAAAGAAUACGCCAUGGAAUUUGAAAGUUCUUUGGUGGCAAAAGCAAUCAGAUCAAUUGGAACAGUUGCAAUUAAGUUGGCAGGCUGUGUUAUCAAAUCUGUUAACUUGAUAUGUAACUUGAUUGACCAAAGAGGAGGAGAACUAAUUAUCAAUGAAUCAAUUAUUGUUUUGACAAAUAUCUUGAGACGUUAUCCAGGUAAAAAUGAUUUGAUUACCUUAAUUGUUCCAAUCAUUUCAAAUCACACAUCAGAAUUAAACAAGAGCGAAGCGUUAUCGGGGUACAUCUGGUUAUUAGGUGAAUAUCCAAAAUAUUUUUCACAAUUGAAACAAAAUUUACUGGAUUUAAUCGAGGGGUUUUUAGACUAUGAAUCUUUGUUACAACUAAAUAUUUUGACGACGAUUGUUAAAAUUAACUUGUCAAUUGAAAACCAGACGUAUUCUAAUUAUUUGCAAAAGGUUUUAGAAAUGGCUACUAAAGACUGUGAGAAUGCAGAUGUUCGUGACAAAGCAUACUUAUACUGGCGUUUGUUGUCAUCUUCAUCAAAGGAAUCUCAAAAACAGAUCGUUUUAACUAAAUUACCACCAAUUAAAACUACUAUUGCCUCAUUCAACCCAGUUGUCUUAGAGGCUUUGGUGAAGGAAUUAUCCACUCUAGCAUCGGUGUAUCACAAACCUUCAUUUACUUUUAUUGAUCCUAACUUGUAUACACCUUUAACUACUGACCCAGCAUCAAGCAGAAGAUCUAAAUCGCUGAAUAAAGGUGAAAAUAUUGAAGAUUUGACUAAUUUAGCGAAGCAAGAAAUUAUCAAUAAUUCUAAGAAUGAAAACUUACUUGAUUUUGAUGAUGAUGAUACUGAUGUUAAACCUGAUAACAGUUCUAGUAAUGGCUCCUCGUCAUUACUUGAUGAACUAAAUGAUUUGUUUUCAGCGCCUGCUAUGCCUUCGCAAACACAAUCCUCACAGCCAAUACAUUCUUCAACAAAUGAUAUACUAGACCUAUUCAAGACGCCAGCGCCACAAGGCACUCAACAAAAUCAAAACUUGGCACAGGGAAUUGAUAAUUUAAGUAUCAAUAAUAAUUCUUCGUCAUCUAGUAAUCAAAAUAAGGUAAACAAUGAUCUUUUAGAUCUCUUUUAA